CGGAGUAUUAGGGUCUCAUUAAGAAAACAAAAGAUUAUCGACCAGAUUUUGAGGUUGAAGUCAUAAUUCUGUUUUGAGAAAUGUGAAGGCCCACGGUUGCUGUUCCCUCUGAGUCGGUUUUAGUAACAGGGAAAGAAAUGAUUUGUCUUUUAGAACAUAAACACAGUCAUGGCUGUAACGAUGUUGAAAAGCUUUUGGUCACAUGUAAAACACAAAACCUUGAAAGAGUGGAUUUGUACAAAAUACAAUGACUGGCAGUGGACAGAUGCAAGCUCAUCAAUAGUUACACCCUCUACAAUAAAGAAGAUGUGUGCUGUGUCACACGACGGCCCAUCGACUUGUUUCACUAACUUAUCUGCACGAGGCAUUUUGCAAACGUGGCAUUUUAUCUUCAAAGAACAAAGGAGCCAAAGACUGCAAUAGAGAAGGCUAUACUGAAUCUUGUGGGAAUUCUGUCAACUUCCCAGUCUGAUAUUAGGAGUGGAACUGCAACCACAUCUGUUACAGCGACAGUGCCUCAGCAAACCCCAAGAGUUUUUCAUUGCUAUGCAGAUGACACGCAGCUCUAUCUAUCCAUGAAGCCAGGUCAUUUCCAACAAUGUUUCAAAGAAGGCAAUCCAAAGGAACGAGGCCUUUCCCAGCUCCUAGUAAUGUCAUACAUGCAGUUCGCAACCUUCAGUUGCAAUUCUGUCUUUUGCCUGAUUCCACGACAAAAACCCCAAAGAAUGAAAUACGACUUCUUCAAGCUGGACUUGGAAGGCGAACUCUCAGCAUAGCUGACAAUGCUGAUCAUGAAGAAAUUACUAUAGCUCUGCAUGAAGAGUAUCCGAAGAUGAAGGCCCUAACUGGUGGAUGGCUCUUGUAUAAAGCAGGAGGUGGUAGCGGACAGAGAAAUCUCUCUCUAGUAUCUCAGGGAACACAAGGCUACACAGCCAAGACGCUCAAGAUGGCCACCAACAAUGGAAAAAAUACACUUUAUAUUGUCCCUCUCCAAGAAAAAAUUGAUACUACACCUCUUCCACACGAUGCUGCAGAAUUCAGCAAAAUGCCGAAGUCUCAGUGCAAGACCUGUGGUGUGACUAUGCCUCUUCAGCUACUUGUUUGUCACGUAGAAAACUGUGUACAAGAAGCUGCGUGUGAAAGCAUGACUGACCAGGCACAUCAGAAUGAAGUCCAAUUGGAGCCUUCUUGUCCUGUUUGGGGAAAUCGUUAUCCUCCAGAUGACUUGGUCUUGCAUGCCAGUACAUGUGGUGAUCGUGAAGUGGAUGACCUGCAUCAUACAGCACAUGAAGUCAGAGACACACUUCUCAAUUUUGCUGCUGAGAUGAACACUGACAUCCCAGCCAACAAUAAGGAAGUAGAACAGUGGGAAAAGGCCAGUGAUCCCCAAGAUGCUGCAGUUUUGUUUAAGAGGCAUCUCUUAAAGGAAAAGGAGGAGAACCCCACAAUCACAGCUAUCAUUGACAUUCGACAAGAUCAAACAUCCCAGAGCCGAGAGAUCAUUGCUUUCUACAAAAGACCACAGAUUGAUUGGGCAGGACCUUUUCGUUGUUCUUUACAAGGUGACACAGCUGUUGGCACUGGGGUCCAGAGACAUUUUUUCAGCAUGGCAAUGCUAAAGUUGCAACAUGGCUUUAACAUCCAUAGCGGUGCAUCCAACAUGACCCUUCUCUUUGAGGGACAAGAGAACCAUCUAGUGCAUUCUACUUCUCAGAUUAUGGCAGACAGUGACUUAUUUGUGGUAGCAGGCAGAAUGAUUGGGCAUUCAUUUUUGAAUGAUGGGCCACGAUUGCAUGGCCUCAGCAAGGCUAUUAUUCACAUGUUGGUCCAUGCUGAUAGAGACACUGUCACUGUCCAGCUCGAUGAUGUGCCAGAUCUAGAUAUUCGUUCUACAAUUUGCAUGCUUGAUGGUAAUAAACACAUCAGCGAGCAGCAGAAGGAUGACAUUAACAAUUUGGCCAUUUCCUGGGACUUGCCAGCCGUCAGUGCAGAAAACCGCAGAUGGCUGUUCGAACAGCUUCUCCAUCAUGCAGUGACAGGCCGAACUAAAAGGCAGACAAAACACAUCAGAAAAGGUCUGAAGGACACCGAAUUGUUGACUAUGCUUCAACAAAGACCUGACACAGCCUCAGUGGUCUUUCCCCAGCAUGAAGACAGCAUUCUUACUGCACAGGCUGUUCAUAGCCACAUUGUUUGGCCAGGAGAUGAGGGCGAUGAUGAAGACGAUGAUGAUCCACCUUACCCACUAAGCAUCCAAAUGCAAACAGUGGGAUUUCUGAAGACCUACAUUGAAACAGCCACUCCAUUCCAGCUCAGCCAGCUGAUGAGGUUUUGGGUCGGGUGGGAAAUUCCGACUGGUACCAUGAAGGUUGAAGUAGUCAAAGCAGACUACCUCAUAUCCUCUACAUGUUUUGGAACGUUGCGUGUGCCUGGGCACUUCCACGAGUACAAUGUCUUCUCCAAACAUGUUGAUGAUUGCAUUGCAACUUGUGCCACAGGUUUCGGCCUUAUUUAAAAGCAAUUUGUAGACACUGGAUGUCGAAUAAACUUUACCAUGCUUGAAAAAUGUUUUACGUAGCCAAAAGUUUCACUGUUACUUAGGCUUAUUGAUUUCUUGGGAAUAUUGUUAUGCGAGUUUAAAUAUAAAAAUUAAAGUUACAGUUCCCACCAUUAACAUUUAUAUUUGAAGUUAAGGAACUAAUGAUUGUGUUAUUUAGGGUUGUUUUGUUAACUUAAAGUCAUUGUCAUGCAUCCGAUUCACAUCAUCUCUUUGUUUGAAGCAGUUUCAUGGAUUACAAGAGGUGAAAAAAAGUAGAUUAAUACUAAAGCUGUAUUAAAUGUUACACACAGUCCAAUGCUGUUGAAUAUAAUGUUAAUAAAAAUCUGCCACACUGUCA
Oreochromis niloticus (Nile tilapia) is the source of this 2897-nucleotide messenger RNA. RefSeq lists its product as uncharacterized. Lineage: Eukaryota; Metazoa; Chordata; Actinopteri; Cichliformes; Cichlidae. The record is from RefSeq and is a predicted model, not a curated record. The transcript has 16 exons. Gene Ontology annotation, molecular function: ubiquitin-protein transferase activity. Bases 599 to 2515 code for a protein of 638 amino acids.